Messenger RNA from Prunus mume (Japanese apricot), 270 nucleotides. The record is from RefSeq and is a predicted model, not a curated record. Lineage: Eukaryota; Viridiplantae; Streptophyta; Magnoliopsida; Rosales; Rosaceae.
AUGGCUUUCCACACGCGCUCUAACAGCUUCCCGUCUAGGCCACACCCGGUCCUUCAAGAAGUUGAUGAACUCUUGUGCAGAUUGAGAUCUUCUGAGGCCACCUCCACAUCUUCAUCAUCAAUUGCACAAGAACUUCAAUCAAUCCUACAAAGAAGAAGUGAGGUUAACAAAUACUUGACCUCGAGGAACAUGGUGAAAAAGACAAUCCACAAGGCUAUGAAGAAUCUCAAGGCAAUAGAAAACAGAUCAACUUUCUCUUUCCUCAACUAG